Messenger RNA from Striga asiatica, 432 nucleotides. The record is from the annotation of a GenBank genome assembly. Lineage: Eukaryota; Viridiplantae; Streptophyta; Magnoliopsida; Lamiales; Orobanchaceae.
AUGCCGCUGCUAACUGGAGACGAGCCCUCUUCUUGGAGAAAAUCGGGCAUUUCAUCUUCUUUUAUGGUUUCAAAACGAUUCUCGAAUUUUGGAGGUGGCGGCACAAAGCUUUGCUUGCUCAAAGUUGUCUGCAUGGGUUGGAAAACAGAGGAGGAAGAAGAGCCUAUUGAAGGAAAACUCGAUCUCGGUGGCUUUUUCUUGGACGAAAAUGGGAGGUGUUGCAGGGAGAGUAGUGGGGUCCACAUUCAUCUCGUGCUCAUUUUCGAUUGUGCACUUCUGGAAGCUUCUGUCGAGCAUGCUCUUUUCGGCCAUGUCCAAUUCAUCUUCCUCGGGCAGCCUGAUUUCUUGCAGUUGCAUCCUCUUUUGUGUCGGGCUGAAGCAGGAGUCUUGCUGGGGUCGUCCUGCAACUACAAUAUUUCAAAAGAAAAUUAA